GAGCUACAAAAUCACAGCUGUUCCACUUACAGCAAGUAAAGACUAGUCUUAGAUGUGUGGUAUUAACUGCCCGCAUCUAGUUUCAUCAGCUUGGCAAACGUUUGUCUCUUAAGACGAAUGGAAACCGUGAGCAACAGUUUUUUUUAACAACAAAUUUACGGUCGCUGUUAAUAACAUGUUGCGAAAUGUUAGUUUUUGGUUGACAAGAAAAUAACAGAGCAAAAAAGAAAGAAGAAGGAUUCUCGCUGCGAUCAACUUAUCAUGGAUCCCACGAUUGUUGAGUUUAUUGGAGAGAAGUGCAUGAUCAGUAUAAUACCGAACUUCUCCAAUGAGCCGCUGCACUUAAUUUAUGGAUCUGUGGGUCCAUUUCGUGCCGGUUUUCCCGUUUUCGUGCCAUUGUGGCUGGCGGCACAUCUGCGAAAACAACAAAAAUGUCGCAUUGUGCCGCCGGAAUGGAUGGAAAUGGAAACACUGGAAGAGAUCAAAGAGGAGGAGAAGCGCUCCAAAUUCUUUACCAAGAUGCCCAGUGAGCAUUACAUGGUGGUGGCCCAACUGGUCAUGAGUACAGCACCAGAUGAUGUGCCACGUUGCGAAGAGUUGCGUACCAUUAUCAAGGAUAUCUUCGACAUACGCGAAUCAAAGUUGCGCACCUCGAUCGAUGCAUUCAUCAAGGGCGAAGGCACAUACGCCAAGUUGGACAAUUUAACGCUGCUAGAGAUGCACAGCGUGCGACCAAUUCUGCCCUAUUCCCUAGAUCACAUAGCACGCUACCAAAGAAUGGCAACGGCAUCGCAGCGAGACACUUCCAUGAUGAACACAACAGGCGGCGGCACGGGAACAGGCUCAAUGAGCAACUCUUUCUUCACACAAUAAUAAAUAAUGUUAAUAAUUUUAGGUUUAGUUAAUUGUAAAUACUAGAAAAUAUUAUAAUAAAAUAGAGCUAAGCAAUACUCGCCACAUUCCUGCAAAGGGGCAGCAAUUAAAAUUGGCUGGCAUGUUAAAAAUCA
Drosophila grimshawi is the source of this 1007-nucleotide messenger RNA. It is a transcript of the gene Psf2, whose product is annotated as probable DNA replication complex GINS protein PSF2. The record is from RefSeq and is a predicted model, not a curated record. NCBI's taxonomy places the organism in Eukaryota, Metazoa, Arthropoda, Insecta, Diptera, Drosophilidae. Gene Ontology annotation, biological process: double-strand break repair via break-induced replication; DNA replication. The coding region runs from base 262 to 873 and encodes 203 amino acids. Gene Ontology annotation, cellular component: nucleus; GINS complex. The transcript has 3 exons.